Messenger RNA from Ostrinia furnacalis (Asian corn borer), 599 nucleotides. Its product is annotated as mediator of RNA polymerase II transcription subunit 28-like. The record is from RefSeq and is a predicted model, not a curated record. Bases 384 to 572 code for a protein of 62 amino acids. Gene Ontology annotation, cellular component: mediator complex. Lineage: Eukaryota; Metazoa; Arthropoda; Insecta; Lepidoptera; Crambidae. The transcript has 2 exons.
UGCCGCGCUGCAAUGCAAUGAAAACAACUUUUAUUUAACUGUUUAAUAAUACCUACUACACUGCAGGGAGGGACCACAAUGAGAACAGAAAACUUGAAAAUAUAUUGAAUCAAACACAGAUCUUUGAUUCUAACCGCUUUUUUGUUUGCAACUUACGAGCAACUCGUUGACAACCCUGACUCGUAGAACGAAUGAGCGUGCGUGGAUAACGACAACGCUCACAACACGGCGAGCGAGAAAGCGGGUAAAAUACGCCCAUCGCUUGUGAUCGCUUUUCGCGCAUUUUGCUUGCGCGUGCUCGCAAUACAGUAGCGACUUCUCUUUCACUCAGAGACGCCAAACGGACAAUAACAUAAAAUUGUGCAAUCAAUCAAAUACCUAAGAUGGCGACUCCCUCAAAUGGAAGUGGUAAUUUAGUUGAGGAAUUUGAAGAAUCAUUUCAGGCAUGUCUGAACGUGCUGACGAAGCAGGAGGCGUCUCCGAGCGUGGAGAAGGAGGAGGUGAAGGUGGAAGUGGAGCGGUUCAUCGACCUGGCCAGGCAGAUGGAGGCGUUCUUCCUUCAGAAGAGGUGAGUGCAAUAAUAACGGAUUAGCUAUAAU